CCGAUAUUACUGAUUUUCCCUAUAUUACUCUUUUGACUUUCAAGUGUUUUGCCUCUUGGAUAAUAGUGAUGCUAUUAGUAAAAGCCUGUUACGUCAAACUUAAUGCACCAUACCAACAAAUAAACGUUUCGCAUCGAGACAUAAAAUUUUGAAAUAAUUCAGCUAAAGCCACAUUCAUUAAAAGUCAUACACUAUCGACAGUAUUUUCUCGCGGGCCUCAAAAUGUGAAUAUACAUUGCAAAUGCAGUCUAUCGCUGCCCUGAAUAAAGUUUCGUAUUCGUCCAUUUGAAUUGUUAUACGGAUAAAAAUCUACAAAUCGUUUUGACUGAUUCAGUUGGUAUCGCACAGCGGAUGGAAACGCAACAACGAACAGAGAACUAUUCAUACAGAGAUCGAACGAACGCUAAUGAAAACCAUUCACAAAAGCCCAUCUUGCGUCACACAUGACAAUGUUGACGAACUUAUUUGAGAAAAUAGUGUCUGAGUGGCAUAUGCAUAUAUAUGCGACUAUUAAGAGAAGUUGAGAUCAAGACGAUGCUGUUAGUGUGUGGUGUGUUGUUGUUUGAACCGAGCUGUUUAUGUUUGCAUUGGCAUUGUUUUGGUUCUGUUUCACUGUGUAUUUGAUGAUAAAGGAAAUUGUAGAAAGAAAAGCAAAAAUUAUCAAAAUGAUGUGCAACAAAAACUGUCUUCUGUUCGUAUUUAUUGUGAGUUUGUCUGUACAGUGGGUUUCAAUUGAUGGACAACCUUACGAUCCAGAUGACAAAAUUUUAGAAAAAGUUGUACCAAAAGAUGGUACGUUCGAGGCAUUUUAUCCACGUGAAAUGUACGGCAUUCCGAAUGGCGCGUCACGAGCACCACAUUCGCAUGGAAGUUUCUUCAAAUAUCGACAUCCAGCCUUGAUCGAAUCGAAAAAUAGCGCAGCUUAUGGUUACAGAUUUGAUGGAAUGCGGCGUUUCAAUUUUGAUUAAUUUAAAUCCUAAUGUUCCAAGAAAUAUCCAAGCAAAAACAAAGAAAAAAAACAUUCGAGCUGACCUCGUUUCGACAAACAGUUCAUACAUUUUCUUCUUUUAUUUUCGUAUUUUUUUUUACAUUUCAUAAUUGUUCGUUACAAAUUAUGAUUUAAUAAAUAAAAUUAUUUUUAAUAAAUAAAUAGUUGUGUUAAUUAUUUUCACUAAAUUAUGCAAUUAUUAAGGGGCAUUUAAC
Molecule: messenger RNA, 1203 nt
Organism: Sitodiplosis mosellana (orange wheat blossom midge)
Lineage: Eukaryota; Metazoa; Arthropoda; Insecta; Diptera; Cecidomyiidae
Exons: 1
Coding region: 579-968 (129 amino acids)
Source: RefSeq, a predicted model, not a curated record